This is a messenger RNA of Umbelopsis ramanniana AG, 540 nucleotides long. RefSeq lists its product as uncharacterized. The transcript has 3 exons. NCBI's taxonomy places the organism in Eukaryota, Fungi, Mucoromycota, Umbelopsidomycetes, Umbelopsidales, Umbelopsidaceae. Gene Ontology annotation, molecular function: sequence-specific DNA binding; DNA-binding transcription factor activity. Gene Ontology annotation, biological process: regulation of DNA-templated transcription. The record is from RefSeq and is a predicted model, not a curated record. The annotation marks the transcript as partial.
GUUCCAACAUUUCUCAGCAAACUGUACAAUAUGGUAAAUGACCCUGCAUCUACCGACCUUAUUCGAUGGUCUAAUGACGGAACCUCCUUCAUUGUUGAACGUCAUGAGGAAUUUGCUGCCAAAGUUCUUCCUCGCUUCUUUAAACACAACACCUUUGCAUCUUUCGUUCGUCAACUUAAUAUGUACGAUUUUCACAAAGUGCCUCAUAUCAUGCAGGGCGUCAUGGUCUCGGAAAACGAAGGCGAAGUCUGGGAAUUCAGUAAUUCCAAUUUUCAAAGAGAUCAACCGGAUUUACUCUUGCUCGUCAGCCGUAAAAGAACGAGAGACCGGGACGAAAAGGACGCCAGCUCUACGGAAUUGAGCCAACUGAUCAACGACAUUGCUUCCAUUAAACGUCAUCAAACCACCAUUAGCACUGAUCUUCGCAACUUACAGCGCGACAAUUUGAUCCUCUGGGAGGAUAACUUGGCCGCCCGUGAAAAACAUGAGCGCCAUCAAGACAUGAUUCAAAAAAUAUUACGAUUCUUGGCCAGCGUAUUU